AUGAUUUCAAAUUGCAAGAGUUCAGAAGUUCAUGCUCAACAUAAUUUUCAAACAAUUGCAGACGCCAAGGGUUUGUCAGACCGAGCCAAAGUGGCCAUCGGUGAUCUUCGAGACAAAGUUCAAGAUAUGUUGUUCCAAAUCGUCAAAGAACUGCAUCCCAUCUAUACUGCCAGUAGUCGAUUCGGAAAUCUCCUGCUGUUGCUGCCAACUAUUACGACUCUGUCGGGCCUGAUGAGCGAGAACAUGCAGUUCUGUCAGGCAUUUGGUGGACGACAGAGUGGCGAUCCUUUGCUGUCCGAGAUGUUCGGCGAUUUCAAGUCGAAAUUCGAUGACUCUACCAUCUCCUCCUCUUCAAUCAGUCCACCCCUUUAUGAGAAUCCGGCUGAGAUCUCCUUAGAGUCGAUUCCGUCGUCAUACAUGGAUCCGCCUUCGCUAGCGUCAUCGAUUCGAAACCGUCUCACACAACAUCGACGAGUGGAUGCUUGUACUCAGACGGAAGACCUUGAAACCUCACCGGUGAAAAGAUCCACGGAUUCCCUCAUUGGCGCCGGCUAUUCAGCUUCCAUAAAUUCAUUCCCCGUCUCGAUGAGCUCCUCAUUCUCGAAUCUUCUCGAUGAUGAACCACCGUUUUCACCAUCCAAUGACAUCAAUCUCAUCGACCUCGGCCACUGUGACGAUUUCUUCGGUCCGGAUUCAAUAAUGGCUGAUGACACCCAUUCGUCAUCGUGGAGGCUAUCUAGGUAG
Molecule: messenger RNA, 744 nt
Organism: Cooperia oncophora
Lineage: Eukaryota; Metazoa; Nematoda; Chromadorea; Rhabditida; Trichostrongylidae
Source: the annotation of a GenBank genome assembly